AUGGCUCACAAUAUUUGGGCAAUCCCUCUGCAGACGACGAAUUUCAACAUUGUCGUCGCUUUUCUCGGCGGUUUCAUCUCCAUCUUUGGGCUGGUCUCGUAUCUCCUCAAGGAAAACUACUACCUCUCUGAAGCGCUCAUUUCGCUCUUGGCAGGCGUUGCUUUUGGACCGCAUGGGGCUGACUUUAUUCGGCCGAAGGACUACGCUCGGUGCGACACGCUGUCACCCGAGGAUUGUGAGGCUGAUCUCAACGCCAUCACGCUCAACUUUUCUCGCCUUGUCCUCGGUGUUCAGCUUGUUCUCGCGGGCGUCCAGCUCCCGAGCAAAUACCUCGUUAGAGAAUGGAAGUCCAUUAGCCUUUUGCUCGGCCCGGGCAUGACGUGCAUGUGGCUUACUACCAGUCUUCUUGUGUGGGCGCUCGGUGGACAACCGCCCUUCCUCCACGCGCUCGCCAUCGGAGCAUGUGUGACACCCACGGACCCUGUUCUCAGCGCCGUGAUCGUUAAGGGAAAAUUUGCAGACCACAACAUCCCGCAAGACUUGCAGUACCUCAUCACCGCGGAGUCGGGCGCCAACGAUGGCCUGGGCUAUCCGUUCCUCUUCCUUGCGCUCUAUCUCAUCAAGUUCACGGGCGCUGGAGCGACGUCUGGCGGAGCUGGCGAUGCGAUGGGUUUGUGGUUUGGCCUUACCUGGGGCUACACAAUCCUGCUCAGCGUUAUAUACGGUGCUGUGGUAGGAUGGAUUGGUAAGGAAUUGCUUCACUACGCCGAGAAGCACAACUAUGUCGAUCGUGAGAGUUUUCUUGUUUUUGCCAUUGCCCUAGCUUUGUUUGUCCUGGGAACGUGCGGUAUGGUUGGCACUGAUGAUGUGCUUGCUUGCUUCAUCGCUGGCAAUACCUUCACAUGGGAUGAUUGGUUCAGGCUCGAGACCAAGGAUGAUUCACUACAGCCGACUAUCGACAUGCUUCUCAAUGUGACCAUCUUCCUGUGGUACGGAGCUUUUAUCCCCUGGAAAGAGUUCCACGAUAACUCGGUCAUCUCUCUGCCGCAUCUCGUCGCCCUGGGCACCCUUGUGCUCCUCCUGAGGAGAUUGCCGUGGGUGUUUGGGAUGCAUAAAUGGAUUCACCAGAUCGAAGAGGUUAAACAGGCUGUGUUUGUUGGCUUCUUUGGACCCAUUGGUGUCUCGGCCAUCUUCUACCUAUUCAUCACUCUUGAGUUCAUUGACGAGCACCUCAGCGACGAAGAGGGUAACCCGCGUAGCGAUGUCAAGGAAUUUAGCGAGUUGACGCGCGUUGUGAUUUGGUUCCUCACUGUUUGCAGUAUUAUCGUUCAUGGUCUGAGUAUCCCAGUUGGAAAAAUCGGAUUCUACGCCCCAAGAACACUAAGCCGUGUAGUCAGUGAGAGUCUGAGCACAGAGGGACAAAUCACAAGCGGUCGACGAAACAUCCCAAUAUUUGGGAGGUUUCUACCUGGCGGUGGCAAGAAGAGUCCUCCGGCCAGGGGCCCAAUUGUUAUCACUGGUGGACGAAGCCUCCGCCCGGAGUUGCCCAUUCACGCUCAACAGGCUGGUGAUGAUACACCACCAAGAAGAGAGAUUCGGUUCCCUGAUGAAGUAUGA
Fusarium sp. VM40 is the source of this 1617-nucleotide messenger RNA. The record is from the annotation of a GenBank genome assembly. NCBI's taxonomy places the organism in Eukaryota, Fungi, Ascomycota, Sordariomycetes, Hypocreales, Nectriaceae.